AUGUCAACUAUUGAUCUGGGACCACUCGUGGACUUCACGCAUACUCGAUACGCACUUCACUUAUCCAAUGGCAAGCGUCUGGUUCUAUUUAAGUUGCCGCGCAUAGAUGGCUCAAGACUUUCACCGGCCGCAAACGAGACAGAAGACGGAUGGACGUACUAUGCUAUGGAAGCCGAAUGUCCCCAUGCUGGCGGCCCCAUGACUGAAGCUCACGUAGAUAUUGAGGAUUCUUCCUACGUGGCUUCAUGUCCGUGGCAUGCCUAUGACUUCAAUGUUGAAACCGGAGAGUCAAGUUAUGGCAUUAAGACAUGCACAUUCCCUAUCGUCAUUGCUGACGGUAAGGUCACUUUGCAAGUCCCCGGCCAAACCAAACUCCAUCUUUCUAGAAUGGAUCCUGUGAGUGAAAAGGUCAAGUUUAAGCAUACGCCCAGAACAGAUUCUACAAAAGGCGUGGUGUAUUUGGGGGAUGAUGCUACCCUAUGUGACUGGUGUGUCCAUAUCCUCAACACGCCAGAUCCAGAGCAGAAGAUCGAGCUUACCACGCGGUUGUUCUCUAUUUACGCAACAAAAGAAAAGUCUCCUAAUCCGAUGGAGCUUGGUGCGGGUAUCGAAGCACCUGAUAAGCCACGGCGAGAUGACUAUGGCAAGCUCAAUCCGGGAGCCAUGCCGAGGGCUGGAAAGGGCGGCACACUGAAAAGUCGUAUAAUGAUGUUGCACAACCUGGCAAAUAUUGAACAGUGGGCUAUUGACUUGGCAAUCGAUAUUUGUGUGAGAUUUGCCACGUUCCAGACCAAUUCGCCGGACAAGGCAUUGUCACGAGAGCUACCCCGAACGUUCUAUUAUGACUGGCUCAAAGUGGCCAACGAUGAGGCAAAACAUUUCAGCCUUUUGCGUUCCAGGCUGGAGGAACUGGGCACUCGAUUCGGCGCUUUACCUGUUCAUCACGGUCUUUGGGAAUCGGCAACCAUGACUGCACAUGACUUGAGAGCUCGCAUCAGUGUCAUCGCUCUAGUGCAUGAAGCUCGUGGCCUUGAUAUCAACCCUAUGACAAUAGACAAAUUCCGCAAGGCCGACGACGUGGAUACGGUUGAUACUUUGGAAAUCAUCCAUAAUGAUGAAAUUACGCACGUCACAACAGGCCACCGCUGGCUCAGCUGGAUAUGUGAACAGGAAGCCACAGACCCAGUAGAGGUGUUCCGAGACAAUGUCAAGAAGUAUUUCUGGGGAGCAGUAAGAGGGCCAUUCAAUGAUGAGGCGCGCUUACAAGCCGGAAUGGAUCCGAGAUAUUAUGAAGCCCUUGAUGGUGCCGACUGGAAGGGAGACAUCAUUGCGGGAGGCUGA
Truncatella angustata is the source of this 1341-nucleotide messenger RNA. RefSeq lists its product as uncharacterized. Bases 1 to 1341 code for a protein of 446 amino acids. NCBI's taxonomy places the organism in Eukaryota, Fungi, Ascomycota, Sordariomycetes, Amphisphaeriales, Sporocadaceae. Gene Ontology annotation, molecular function: 2 iron, 2 sulfur cluster binding. The transcript has a single exon. The record is from RefSeq and is a predicted model, not a curated record.